Molecule: messenger RNA, 633 nt
Organism: Lasiosphaeria miniovina
Lineage: Eukaryota; Fungi; Ascomycota; Sordariomycetes; Sordariales; Lasiosphaeriaceae
Exons: 4
Coding region: 1-633 (210 amino acids)
Source: RefSeq, a predicted model, not a curated record
AUGGCGCCGCUCCUCGACCUGGCAUCACGACAUUUGGGGCAGCUUCUCGGCGGGUUUUGGCUAUAUGCUUCCCAUCACGGUGACCGAUCAAAGUCUUUGAAAAGAGUGGAGCUGAGACCUUUGACAAUCGUGCAGACGCGAAAAUCCAAGGCGGUAGUUCCUGACUUGAAUGAUGUUGCAUUGGGGAUGAGCGACAUUGGCCGAAUCUCGGUGCGAUAUGUCACGGGCACCACCAAUAGGAUGGAGGCCAAGAACAUCAUGCUGGAUGAGGGAGCCACCAUUGAAUGUAUCAGCCCGGUUUUCGUCAGGCGUCUGGGUCUCACUCCAGAGCGACUUCUCACCCCAUGGACGGUAUCCCUCGCCAACGACCAAAGAGAUACGAUCGCAGAUUUGGUUGUCAUCGAUGUCGUGUUCAGGGUAGAAACGGAGUCAUGGACGUCGUUUCUCUUCACCCUCGGGCGCAUCUCAUUCUCCAGGACCCCCAUACCGAAGACGGCGAAUCUUGACGAGGACGCAGACUCGGAGUGCUCGGAGAACAUGGACGAGAUCGAGACCAUCGAAACCAGACGCAAGGGCAUUUCCAACAUUUUGCACCUUGGCGGCUUGCUCAAGAAUCCGGCGGCAAAAAACUAG